Messenger RNA from Cinclus cinclus, 3318 nucleotides. RefSeq names its product diacylglycerol kinase iota (gene DGKI). The record is from RefSeq and is a predicted model, not a curated record. Gene Ontology annotation, cellular component: nucleus. The transcript has 26 exons. Gene Ontology annotation, biological process: diacylglycerol metabolic process; intracellular signal transduction; lipid phosphorylation. NCBI's taxonomy places the organism in Eukaryota, Metazoa, Chordata, Aves, Passeriformes, Cinclidae. Gene Ontology annotation, molecular function: protein binding; ATP-dependent diacylglycerol kinase activity. Bases 467 to 2740 code for a protein of 757 amino acids.
UAGUCUAGAGGAAUUUAAUCCUUUUUUUCCCCCUGGUUAUUGCAGGGCUUUCAGCAGAAAUUCUCCUUCCAUAGUAAAGAGAUUGUGGCCAUCAGUUGUUCCUGGUGCAAGCUGGCAGUAAGUGGAAAAUACUUCAGGAGACUGUGUCUGGGUUUAACUGGGAGUAACUGUGGGAUUCUUUUUUUUUUUUGUUUGUUGGUUGGGUGCUUUUGUUUGUCUUGGUUUGUUUUUGUUUAUAUUUUUAUUUUUUUUUUCUAAGAAGGCAUGGCUUAGGAAGAUAAUCUUUACUUACAUGUCCUAAAUCUCCAUGCUUUGAAGGACUUGAAGAUGGUGGAGUUAGGAAUAUUCCUCCAGUUGUUGUACCAUCACCCUCUUCUUCUCCAGGUUUUCCAUUUGUCUUUCUUGUCCUCUUUCUUAACUCUGCUCUUUCCCUCUAUUCCAGUUUCAUAACAAAGUCACCUGUUUCAUGCUGCAUCACAUUGAGGAGCCAUGUUCCCUGGGGGCUCAUGCUGCUGUCAUUGUGCCUCCCACCUGGAUCAUUAAGGUGAAGAAAUCUCAGAACUCCUUAAAGACUUCAACACGGCGAAAGAAGCGAACGUCCUUUAAAAGAAAAGCCAGCAAAAGAGGAAAUGAAGAUAACAAGGGCCGGCCUUUUGUGAUAAAGCCUAUCUCCUCUCCACUCAUGAAACCACUGCUGGUUUUUGUCAAUCCAAAAAGCGGAGGGAAUCAGGGCACCAAGGUUCUCCAAAUGUUUAUGUGGUAUUUGAAUCCACGCCAGGUGUUUGAUCUCUCUCAGGAAGGGCCAAGAGAUGCGCUGGAGCUGUACAGAAAAGUGCCAAACCUGAGGAUCCUGGCAUGUGGUGGGGAUGGAACGGUGGGCUGGAUCCUGUCCAUCCUUGAUGAGCUGCAACUCAGCCCCCCACCUCCUGUGGCUGUCCUUCCACUUGGCACUGGGAAUGACCUUGCUCGCACCCUCAACUGGGGUGGGGGUUACACAGAUGAGCCUGUGUCUAAGAUCCUGUGCCAUGUAGAAGAUGGAACCAUUGUCCAGCUGGACCGCUGGAAUCUUCAGGUUGAGCGCAACCCUGAUUUGCCCCAGGAUGAGCUGGAGGAUGGGGCACGUAAGCUUCCCCUCAAUGUCUUCAAUAAUUACUUCAGUCUUGGAUUUGAUGCACAUGUUACACUGGAGUUCCAUGAAUCCAGAGAAGCAAAUCCAGAGAAAUUCAACAGCCGAUUUAGAAAUAAAAUGUUUUAUGCAGGGGCAGCCUUUACAGACUUUCUGCAAAGAAGCUCAAGAGAUUUAUCCAAGCAUGUUAAAGUUGUGUGUGAUGGUACAGACCUGACUCCAAAGAUCCAGGAGCUGAAGUUCCAGUGUAUAGUGUUUUUAAACAUACCCAGGUAUUGUGCUGGCACAAUGCCCUGGGGGAACCCUGGUGACCACAGAGACUUUGAGCCCCAGCGUCAUGACGAUGGCUACAUUGAAGUCAUUGGGUUCACCAUGGCCUCGCUGGCUGCUCUGCAGGUGGGAGGUCACGGAGAGAGGCUGCACCAGUGCCGGGAGGUGACGCUUUUGACGUACAAGUCAAUCCCCAUGCAAGUGGAUGGCGAACCCUGUCGGUUGGCUCCCUCCCUCAUCCGGAUCUCCCUGAGGAACCAAGCCAACAUGGUGCAGAAAAGCAAGAGGAGAACGUCUAUGCCUUUGCUGAAUGAUCCUCACUCCAUCCCAGAUCGCCUGCGGAUCAGAGUGAACAGGAUUAAUUUACAAGAAUACGAGGGGCUACAUUACGACAAGGAAAAGCUCCGGGAAGCUUCCAUUCCCCUCGGAAUCAUAGUUGUACGAGGAGAUUGUGACUUGGAGACUUGUCGUAUGUACAUUGACCGUCUGCAAGAGGACCUACAGUCAGUAACAUCUGCUACACAGAGAGUUCAUUACCAGGACCAGGAAAGCUCUUUCCCCAGAGUGCUUUCUGUUCAGAGGCUCUCUCCUAGAUGGUGCUUCCUAGAUGCAACUUCUGCUGAUCGUUUUUACCGCAUUGACAGAUCUCAGGAACAUUUGCACUUUGUGACGGAAAUUUCACAGGAUGAAAUUUUUAUUCUGGACCCAGAGAUGGUAAUGUCUCAGCAGGUGGGGACGCCACCAGGAAUGCCUGACCUGGUAGUGGAGCAGGCAACUGGGGUAUCGGAUCGGUGGAACCCUGCGGUUCGGAAGAGGAUGCUGAGCGACAGCAGCCUUGGAAAGAUUUCUCCCCACUACGAGGUACCUGACAAACAAAAGGACGCCAGCCAGACACAUAUGCUGCAGUCACCAGUUUCUUCAGAAGAUCAAGCACUUUUACAGGCAGUCACAUCUGGGGAUCUACUGAAGUUCAUAGAAUGUUGUAAAAAAGGAGCCAAUUUGCUAAUCCAAGGACCUGAUCACUGCUCCCUGUUGCACUAUGCAGCCAAGACUGGGAACGGUGAGAUUGUGAAAUACAUCCUGGAGCAUGGUCCAUCUGAAUUACUGGACAUGACAGACAGUGAAACGGGUGAGACAGCAUUACAUAAGGCAGCCUGCCAGCGCCACCGCGCCGUCUGCCAGCUCCUGGUGGAUGCGGGAGCCUCUCUGAGAAAGACAGACUCCAAGGGUAAGACCCCUCGUGACAGGGCUCAGCAAGCUGGUGAUCCAGAUCUGGCCUCCUACCUGGAGACUCGACAAAACUAUCAAAUGGUUUCCCAUGAGGAUCUAGAGACAGCAGUCUGAUGCCUGAAAAUGUUCAAAAGGAUCCCUGGAAAUCCCGAGACUGCACCUGAGGUGCUCGGGCAUCGUGUGAGGAAGAACCUGAUGGAAUCCAUGUGUCUUUCACUCUCGAGGAAAGUACCUGAGGAUGUGCCACCAGUUUCUAAGGGCUACUAAGUCUUGCUGUGGAACAGUUAUGUUCCGUAAGUUAGCCCAUGAUGGAUGAGGUGGGACACUCAAAGGUCUGUGGAAUCCAUAGGCCACAAAAAUUUACCUUUAUUGCUUCCAGCAAGUAGCAUGAACUUCUCCCAUGUUCAUCUGUACAAUUUAUUAAAAAAAAAAAAAAAAAAAAAAGGAAUUAGUAAAGAGGGUGUGGGGGAACAAAAUCCAAACCAACUGGUCCAUUAAACCACCCAACCAGGCUCUCCUUCAUCCUUACAGUUUCCUGCAUUGCUUUUAUUCUCCUGUUCCACUCACUUCUCCUCAGUUAAAUAUUACCUGUUAUUGCUGUGUUGUCUUCAGAAAUGGUCAGGCAGUAGCAAAAUAUUUGCGGAGCUCUGGAUGCCCUUAAGAAAUAUCCAGUGUUUUUACCAGCUACAUCC